UUGUGGGUAACAAUUGUGGACAAAUCAUAGAAAUUGAAGGCGAUGAAGAUGACGGGAUAGAGAUUGAAAAUGACAGGAUAGAGAUUGAAGAUGAUGAAAUAGAGAUUGAAGAUAAUACCGAUGAUGAUGAUUAUAUAGAAGACGAUAAUGAUUAUGACUUCAUGGAUUCUUUUAUUAAUGAUGAAGAAAUUGAAUACAUAAAUUCUGAUGAUGAAUAUAAUUCUCUAUGA
Racocetra persica is the source of this 230-nucleotide messenger RNA. NCBI's taxonomy places the organism in Eukaryota, Fungi, Glomeromycota, Glomeromycetes, Diversisporales, Gigasporaceae. The record is from the annotation of a GenBank genome assembly.